UAAAUACUUUCUUUACUCUUCGAAAAUCCCCUGCUAAUCUUAGAGUUUUCUGCAACUCUCGAGCGGCUCUGCGUUUCCAAAUCUUCAAAAGAAAUCAUGGGUCACUCCAACGUUUGGAACUCUCACCCUAAGAACUACGGGCCUGGUUCUCGUACCUGCCGUGUUUGUGGAAAUCCCCAUGGGCUUAUCAGGAAAUAUGGGCUCAUGUGCUGCAGACAGUGCUUCCGUAGCAAUGCCAAAGAAAUUGGCUUCAUCAAGUACCGCUGAAGGGUAACCUCUUGUUCUACAAUAGCAGAGAACAAGUAUGGAGUAAUGGUUUCUGUUUGAAUUGAAGUCUAAGGAAACUUUUUGUUUAGAUGAUGUAUUGAACUCGAAUUGAUGUUGGACAAAACAUAUGUGGAAUGCAGCGAGAAUAUUUUGGAAUCACUCCUUUAAGGAUGAUUCUUUUUCUGAUUCUA
Molecule: messenger RNA, 458 nt
Organism: Ricinus communis (castor bean)
Lineage: Eukaryota; Viridiplantae; Streptophyta; Magnoliopsida; Malpighiales; Euphorbiaceae
Product: 40S ribosomal protein S29
Exons: 3
Coding region: 97-267 (56 amino acids)
Biological process (GO): translation
Cellular component (GO): ribosome; cytosolic small ribosomal subunit
Molecular function (GO): structural constituent of ribosome; zinc ion binding
Source: RefSeq, a predicted model, not a curated record